AUGAAUGGUUCUUCCACUUCUGCAAUUGAAAUAAGCCUCUGGCGCACUUGGGCCCUGACAGUCACUCACGAGGCAUCUGAAUAUACUGCACAGAAAUUCAAUGCAAAGAAGACAGGAGGAGAUCCGGUGAUACCUUCUCCUAACCUAGACACUGAUCUAGUGAUGGCCUGCGAUCGAUUGGUAGAUCGCCUCAUAAAGGCAUAUAAAAAUCCAAUUCAGAUGAACAUUGACAUUGCAAGAUAUAGCAAAUUGAUCUCCCCAAAGAACACCGGGCACAAUGAGGAGAAAGAGAAGAAGUUGCUUAAGAGAUGUCCUCCCGGCCAUGAGGGGACAAGGUUUGUGGACAUACCCACCACCAUUCUAGAUGUGUCCGGCACCAUCAUCACAUGGUACCUCCCAGAUGCCCUGACAGCUGAAACACAGAAGGAAAUUUGGGCAGCCACCGACUUGCUGUCUCCAAGUCUGGAAAGAAGUGUGAAGGUCGAUGGGAAUUGGCGAACCAAUCCGGAGUGGUUCAAACAUUGCUCGGAAGAUGUUGGCUUACCUGCUGGGUGCAUUAAUUCAUCUCCGGCAUGGUUUCAACAGGGGCACGAGAAUCUAGCGGACCCGGAGGUAUCUGCAUCAUUAAAGGGACCAUUGUCCGAGGGAAUCCUAAAUGCCAUUGCAAGGCCGGCAGCCAUCACAUCAGCGGCACUCAGGAUCAUGCAUCUGGAGCAGUACUGGGCAGGGUUACGAACAUUUUCAAGCCUUAGAGGAAAGGCAGAAAGCAAGGAACUGCCAAGAAUGUCUGAGAUCCUCCAGUACUGGGCAUCUGUGUUUAACACGCUAUCCAUCAUUUCCAAUUGUCAAACCCCGCAUCAUCGAGACUAUUUAUCAAUUCCUGAAUGCUUCAAUAUUCUCACCACCGUGGGGAAUUAUUCUAAUGCUCAGAUGAGUAUGCCAAGCCUUCAGCUGGAGUUCGGGUACGAUCCUGGGUGUAUGAUUGGAUUUUCCAGAAGGAUUGUCAGACAUGGGGUUCAUGAGGUGGAGGGGGAUAGGGUUGGGUGGGCAUGGUAUAUGAGGGACUCUGUUCAUAUUUAUGCUGGGGUUCCCUCAUGCGGAUGGGCUAGGGUGGAUUGA
Suillus bovinus is the source of this 1119-nucleotide messenger RNA. RefSeq lists its product as uncharacterized. Lineage: Eukaryota; Fungi; Basidiomycota; Agaricomycetes; Boletales; Suillaceae. The record is from RefSeq and is a predicted model, not a curated record. Bases 1 to 1119 code for a protein of 372 amino acids. The transcript is spliced from 4 exons.